GUCACGUGACCAGAAGAGCCGCGAGUUGUGUGUGUUUACCCUGUGAGCAACAAGACGGCACAGCACGAAGAGAUGACUUUGAAAAAACGGACAAAUGGAGAAACGGUCAACAAAAAGAAGCGUUGUAUGGACACAUUUCUCGCCAGCUGAUAAAACUUCACCCACGUGUGAAUUGUGUCACAAGAGUUCAACACAGCAGCAGCACGAGCAAUCUGUUCAAACACCUGAAGUGUGUGCAUCCAGAGGCUCAUGCCGACGCUGAGAAAGGCAAGAAGACGCAGAGCAGAAUGCAGCACCUGCACCCACCAGACAAACAACUUAGCAAGAAAGUUUUUAAAAAGGCAAAGUCUAUCCAGAUGACUCACAUAGAGCCCAGGAGAUCACCAGGACCCUUGCUCAGAUGAUUGCAAAAGACUUGUGUCUGAAAGACUAUUUAGUGGAGUGCUGAAAGUUACGAGACCACACCCACACACAUACACUACUACACACACGACUGUAAGGUGCCCGAUGAUUACCUGCUGCCCCAAAUAAAGUGUUGGAAGGAUUCUCUGGCCGGAAUCUUCUGUAGUGCUCCUCCCCUAAAACGAACCACUAAUCCAUACUUUACAACUUGCAACCCAUUUCAAUUGCUGAGGAUCCAGGUUUCCGUCAUUUUAUGAAGGUGGUGGAUCCCCACUACCAGAUCCCAAGUAGAAAAUCCCUGAUGACAGGUGUACUUCCAAAUUUAUAUGCACAAGUACGAGAAACAUUGAAAGACUCCAUACAGUCAGCAAGCAGUCUGGCUUUAACAUGUGAUAUGUGAACUGCAAGAACAACUGAAUCUUAUUUGACUGUGACAGGACACUUUAUUGACAAGGACUGGCAGAUGCAGUCCUGCAAUCUUGCAACAGUCCAUGUAGCUGUACAGCACACAGCAGACAACAUUUCUGAGCUCCUUGUGAAAAUCACUGAUGACUGGGACAUUACUGCUAAAGUUCAUACUGUUGUCACAGACAGCGGGGCUAAUAUGGUGUCUGCUGUGCGGAAAACUUGCUUGAAGCACCUUCAAUGUUUUGCACAUACACUCAACCUCAUUGUAAAGGACUCCAUAAAGGCAGACACAAGUCUCGAGUCCAUCUUGGAGAAAUGUGGUGCUAUUGUUCGAUUCUUCCACCACAGCACCAAAGCAACUGACAAACUGAAGGAGGUACAAAAUCAGCUGCAGUUGCCACAGCACAGACUAAUGCAAGCAGUGGAUACACGGUGGAAUUCUGUGCUGUACAUGCUGGAGAGACUGUACGAACAGCAACAAGCCAUCACAACUGCACUUUCUCUACUUGGAAGGAACAGCUUGUGCCUGAAUGGGGAAGAGUGGUCCCACAUUACCGAGGCCUUUGAAGCACUAAGACCUUUUGAAGAGGCCACUAAGGAGGUUUCAGCAGAGCAGUAUGUGACUAUUUCCAAAGUCAUCCCACUGGUUUGUCUUCUUCAAUGUUCUGCAGGGCAGAAGGAUAACACUUUGGCUUCACAACUUGAAGCACAAUGCAAGCGGCGCUUUCAAAACAUUGAGCACAACCACAUUCUUGCAGCAAGCACCUUUUUGGACAUCAGAUUCAAAAACAUUGCUUUCUGUGACAUCAGAAAUGUGGAAACAAUUAAAUCACGAAUCAUCGGUGAUUUGCAAGCCAUGGGCUGCAGUGAGAGAGAGAUGUCCAGCAGUGAAGCCUCAACAUCUGCAUCUGUUACUGCGUCAACAUCAGCAGAGUGUUCAGCAUCCCUGGGAGGAUUGUGGCAGGAGUUUGACACUCGGGUUUUGGCUUCUCAGAGCAAUCGCACAGAAAACACAGACGCAUACAUUGAAAUGUGCAGAUACAUGGAAGAAAAAGUGAUCCCAAGGAGUGAGGACUGUUUGCUUUGGUGGAAAAAAAAAUGAGAGGGCAUUUCCACAGGUGAGCAAAGUGGCAAAGAGAUACCUCGGAACUGUUGCUACAUCUGUUCCAGCAGAGAGGCUGUUUUCUAAGGCAGGAGAGACAGUUAGCCAGAAGCGCAAUCGCCUCAAACCUGAGAAUGUUAAUAUGUUGCUGUUCAUAAACACCAACCUGAAGUUGUAAAGUUGUAAAAUGUGCACUUUUUUCAAUUUUAUUUAAUUCAUACUUUUGUUUUUCAUUAUAUUAUGUUGUUGACAAAUAUUUUUCUCAGAAUCAUUUUGUAUAAAUAAUGCUGCUCAGCCAGAAUUCAGAGUAAGCUCAAAUAUGUUUUGUUUUAUUUAAUUCAUAUUUGUUAUUUUUUCACUUUUGUAUUUUGAACUGUGCACAUUAAAGUUGUUACGUGGCCAGUAUUUGAUGUUAUUUGUUUUUAGGAGUACUAAUAAUAUAGUUGAGAAAAGAUUCAUCAAUAACAAAUUACCAGUAAUCGGUAUCGGUACUUGGUAUCGAAUAUUUUAUGCAAAAAGUAAUCGGUAUCGAAUCUUAAAAGUGUGGUAUCGCCCAUCACUAGUUGUUAGUAUGAAGUCAACACUGUAAAGGCACUCAUUAAGCACAAAUACCACACAGUCCUGUUAAAAUGCCCUUUGAACAGUACUCGAAUUACCUGCAUCCUAAAAGAACAUUUCAGAGUCUACUGACCGGGCUAUAACCAGACACACUAUAGAUGAUGACAGCCUUCAUAUUCUGUUUAAACUAUAAGUGUGCUUACAUUGGUAAUUCAGUUACAAAUAUUUAAAUUAAGCAUUUAUACCCAAUGUAAAGUCAUACAUUAAAAUAUCAAAGCCUGGGAGUAUUUUAAGCCUUCAGUGGAGUCUGUAGGUGCAUGAAUGUCAGAGCAGUAAACUGUUAAAGUCAAGUUUAUUUAAUUAAAGUUUCAUUAGUUCACACAUUUAAAAAAAUAAAAAGCAACAAUAGAAAAUCAACAAUUACACACAACAGCACAAGAAUUCAUAGCAAACAUCUUCUUAGCAUGAUUCACAUUUAGUUUUGGAGCCAUGUUUCGUACGCAUUUCGUAUCUGCAGCUUGUACAGUUAAAUCUUGAAAAGUUGGUACAGAUGCCAUGAUCUUAUGAUUUGAGGGUAACCACUCUGCCAGUUGAGCCACAGUCACUGCAAGCUGUAGAAAAGCUGUAAGUAGUAAUUAGAAUGAGCUUGUAAUGCUAGCAUUAGUUAGCAUGAACAUGCUAACAUUAGCUCGACCUCAACAAAUUGAGGUGCAACCAGUUUAGUUGGUUAUUUGUGCAUCUGUAUUCAAUGGCAUAGGAAGGACUUUGGUUGUUACAGCAGACAGAGUCUCACCAUGAGUAAAAAUGCACAAUAAGGAAAAUAUAGAUUACAUAUUGUCCCAUGCAAAGAAUGUACCAAUGUUAAAAUGAUUUAUGUGUAGGGUAAAUAGUGUGCAAGAGUAAACAAAAAAGUGUGCAAUUACAAACUGUUAGGCCUGCCUCUGCAGGCUCGAGAUAGGGCCCCUCCUUCCCUGUGUGUUUGCUUCCUUUUUAGGUGUGCUGGGUGCUGCGGGGGCUGCUCAGUGGAGUAGUGGUUACCACUUUCGCCUUGCAGCAAGAAGAUCCCUGGUUCAAAUCCCGGGGUGUGCCUGGGAUCUUUCUGCAUGGAGUUUGCAUGUUCUCCCUGAGCAUGUGUGGGUUUUCUCCGGGCGCUCCGGCUUCCUCCCACAGUCCAAAAAUAUGCUGAGGUUAAUUGGUUACUCUAAAUUGUCCGUAGGUGUGAAUGUGAGUGUGAUUGUUCAUCUGUAUAUGUAGCCCUGCGACAGACUGGCGACCUGUCCAGGGUGUCAGCUGGGAUAGACUCCAGCGAUCCUAGUGAGGAUAAAGCCUAGUGAGGAUAAAGCAGUAUAUAGAGAAUGGAUGGAUGGAUGGGUGCUAUGGCGACAGGUGAAGGCAAUCCUCUGCAGUUAAUCAGCAGAAACAGGAGCAGGUGCACCAGUGUCAAUCAGCCCACUUCUCACAAUAUAACCAGAGUCAGUCACCUGUCAGAUGCUGGAUUCUGAAUUUCCACUGUUAAGAGUCUACAACCUUAACUCCUGACUGAACCUCAAUAACCCUGCUUCCGCUCUUCCUCAGUUUUGGACUCCACCUGCUCCUGUCUGGUCUGGCUCUUCGGCUUCAUCUUCAGCCCAAAUCCAUUUCCCUCUGGACACGUCGCCUGGCUCAUCUCCACCAUCUCCACAUAACCCAAGCCCCUUAUGCCUUCUCCUGUCGUCGCAGCCUCUGCCUUCAACCCCUCAGACACCCAAGCCUUCAGCUCCCAGUUUACCCCAGUAAAUGCCACAGUAGCAGUGCCUCAGUCAGAGCAGUCACAGGUCAGGUUUUCUUGUUUAUUGCCUACAGAGGAUUAUUGCCCUUAGCUUGAGUUUUGUUUGUAGACUACUGUUUGCUGUUUAGUCAGUGUAUUUCUGUAGCCUUAGUUUAGCUUUAGUCUCAGAAUUAGUUAGCCUUUUUGUUCUUCUAGUCGUCAUAGCUUAGCGACCCCUUUGUUCCAGGUCAGAGUUAUCUUGUGGUACUGUAGCUCUUUACUUUCAGUAUUUCCAGUAUUGUUGUAUCCUAUUUGAGAGUUUCCCUAGUUAAUGUAGUUGAACUUUUUGCAAUGCACCUUAGUUUUGUUAUUGUGUCCUAGUGGGUUUUUCCGUCUUGCAUUCCUUCCAGGUGUUACCUGCAGUAUGUUUACCUUAGUUUAGUCUGCCAAGGGGCAGCGUAGUUUUCCCCAGCUUAGUUUCUGUGGGUCGAUAGCUGGGAUUUGUAGUUCCGAUUGAGUUUGUUGUAAAUAAAUCAUUAAUACUG
Messenger RNA from Acanthochromis polyacanthus (spiny chromis), 4762 nucleotides. RefSeq names its product zinc finger BED domain-containing protein 4-like. NCBI's taxonomy places the organism in Eukaryota, Metazoa, Chordata, Actinopteri, Pomacentridae. The transcript is spliced from 3 exons. The coding region runs from base 866 to 1912 and encodes 348 amino acids. The record is from RefSeq and is a predicted model, not a curated record.